AUGGUUCAUGCGAAAUCUAGAAUAGAAUCCCACGAACGGAUCAGCAAAAUCGAUUGUACGAAUGGAUUUGAUGAACAGAAUUGUAAUAAACUCGAGUUGAAUGAAUGCGAUGAAACAAAUGAAUAUCGUUGUCUCAAUGGACAAUGUAUUGAUAAAGUAUUCUAUCGUGAUCAAUAUCCUGAUUGUGCGGAUCAUUCAGACGAGAAGUUUACAUCUGCACGAUCAUGUUUCCAUAACUUUGGUAUACAAUGUGAAGAACGAUGGUGUCCUUCAAUGUGGUUUUCUUGUGGAGAUGGUCAUUGUUAUGAUGGACCCAAUAUUAAUGAUAAAAACUCAUGUGCGUCACAACGAGAUCGCCUUUAUUUGAAACAAAUGAUGCCAUCAACACUUAUCUUGUUUUCUCAUGUGACGCUUGUGUACAAAGAUAAUAAGCCAGAAUUGAUUUGCUAUAACGAAUCAUUGUGUCCGUAUCUUUUCAAAAAUGAUUACUUCACUGCAAACAUCAUGUCAAUCAAUGGUUCAACAUGCCAAUUGUUAAAUAAUCAAACAUUCACAAAUCCAGUUCAUGAUGUCAAACGUCUAGUGCGUUCAUGUUCACUGCUACCUCAUAUCCAAGAGUUCGAUCAAUGUUUGUCCUUCCAGUGUACUGAUGGCAGUAAAUGUUUAUCACAUCAUCGACUGUUAGAUGGUUACGAAGAUUGUUCGAAUGGUGAAGAUGAACGUCAAAAUAAUACUUGUACACUAAAUCAUUCCUAUCGAUUCACAUGUGAUUCGGGAACACGAUGCAUUCAUCCAUGGGCGGUAGCUAACAGAAUUGUAAAACCAUGGGACUCUGGAAACCCUUUUCAACCGCCUAGUAUUCCAGGCUCGAAAUCUCCAUAA
This is a messenger RNA of Adineta ricciae, 882 nucleotides long. NCBI's taxonomy places the organism in Eukaryota, Metazoa, Rotifera, Eurotatoria, Adinetida, Adinetidae. The record is from the annotation of a GenBank genome assembly.